Molecule: messenger RNA, 1808 nt
Organism: Opisthorchis viverrini
Lineage: Eukaryota; Metazoa; Platyhelminthes; Trematoda; Opisthorchiida; Opisthorchiidae
Exons: 8
Biological process (GO): establishment or maintenance of epithelial cell apical/basal polarity; heterophilic cell-cell adhesion
Cellular component (GO): plasma membrane; protein-containing complex
Source: RefSeq, a predicted model, not a curated record
AUGCACAGGACUUUGUUGAUCUCCGUAAUUUUUCUCACCUUGUCCGGCCUUGUAUCGUGUACAGAGUACAAUGUGGGCGCGAUUUGGCUGAUGAAUCUGCGUAAACAUACAAGUUCGGAUAGGCUUACUUUCACAAAAACUAUAUUUGGUCGCCGGUUUGCACGCGGUUUUCCAAAAUAUCCCUUGGCAUCUCACAUUUUGCCUGCCAUCCAAAUAGACACUAAAAACCAAAGUUUUGAGCCUGAAUUCGACAACAUCGUAAAGAAAUCGAGGACAGCGGAGGAUGCUUUCAACAAAUUCAAAUAUCUGUUGCAUCGAAUGUUUUGCACCCGACUCAACCGGUGGCGAUGUUGCGACCGAUAUGUUGAUCCAAGUUGUACUUCUCCGCCAAAAGAAAUCAAAAGAAUUAUGCAGGGAUUGAUUGAUCCGCAUUUUACUUUCUCCAUGUUUUUCCUCUACAAUUGGUGUUUAAAGAAAUGGACUUACAAAAAACACGGAACCCUAUCUGAAACGGAUUUCGCCCAGACAAAGCGAUCAUGUCCUGAUCCGUGUCUGGGCAACCCUUGCAUGCGUCUGCGCUGGUCACAGCCGUCUUCCUGGAUGGGAACCCCGAGACGGGCCACAUCAAUGGCUAGAGACAUUGUCAGACAUGGCCCAGUCGCGCCAUCAAUGGCCUUCGCGCAUCCAUGCUAUUGCCUUCAAUGCAUAGCUCCUUUUCCAACCCUCCCCACCCCACUUGACAGCCCACUGACAGUGCUGGAUUUAUGCACCAAUUUAUCAGCUCCCGCCUGCAAUGCGCAGCUAACUCCCCCUCCCCCCGAAUCAUCGUUGAACGAAACUGCGGCAGCUACAACCGCUAUACGGCGACCUUCAGUGACUGCUGCUUAUUUUGGUACUUUUCAGAAUGACUAUAAAUGUGAAUGCGAUGAUCAUGCUUUGUGGGACGCGAAUGUACUGACUUGCCGACUGGUGAAUCCCUGUCUUCGCAAGAAUCCAGCACCUUGUCUACCAGAAAACACACUGAGGUGCAUUGCAAAAGAUGAUUACAACGUUAUAUGCAUCUGCAAAGAUGGCUUUAUGGGAAAAGACUGUUCUGUGAAGCGUAAUGCUUGUAUCGAGCGCGUAAACAAGUCAUUACCUAAUGGAAAUGAAAACUGUCAGGUAAAUUUGGGCAACGAGUGCAAUCCGGUUAUCGGAGAAGACACUUACAGCUGCACCUGCAGGUACGGAUACAUUACCUCAUUGGAUAUGGGAGAAGACAACUGUCUACUGCCUUUGAACCCUUGUUAUGGUUAUGCGAUGCCGAGUCAAUUCGAGUCGUCAAAACAACAGACAGGAAAGCUGCCCGCAAUCAGGAAACGGGGCAUAACCUGUCUCAAUGGAGGAAAAUGUUUGACAUCAGUUGACCUUACACGUGCCGUUUGUGUUUGUCCGGUCACCUAUGGUAUCGGUGCAUUAUUCACAGGUGUAAAUUGUGAGGACCCAGUAGGAACGUGGUCAACAUGGACCGACACCUCCCCUUGCUCACCUGCUGACUGCUCUACCACGCGUUAUCGAUGGAGAAGGCGGGUGUGCCUGGACAGUGAAGGAGCCGAAGUCGGAACCCCCAGUGCCAGUCGGAAGCUCCGAAAACCGGCCGUCUGCUUUGGAGCAUCGGAGGAAGAAACUACUCACAAGGUUGCUGAAAACUUAUUGACGGCCCACGACCGGUUUCGCCCUUCUUGGGGCUCACCAGGUAGACGGGAUCCCCGAGUUUCCGUUAAACUUAUGUUCUGCCUGAACCUAAAUUGGGGUGACUCUGAGAAAUA